GGCGCGCAGCGCUGCCAGUCCGCCGUACGCGCCCGCCAUUGAGGACGACCGCCAUUAUAGAUUCCGUUGUGAGUGACCGAGUCCUGUUGGCGAUUUGCGACUUAGCGACUUCCCACGGAAAACUCCGUCGCGCGUUUACGACCUUACGCCGCCUCCGGUCCCGUGCACUUGCCGCGAAUUCGCGGAGGACGAGACGGAGACAGCGAGGGAAACGGUGGGAGAGGAGGGGAAAAAAGGGAGUCGAACAGAUAGAUCGCGGGCGGAGAAGUGAGCGAGCGAGCGGCACCCACGGCCGGAAAGGGCGCACGAUGAAAACGUACAGCAGGAAAAAGGGCGACAGCCCGAGCAACGUGAUCAUCCACGUGAACGAGCUGUGCCGGCUUUGCCUGGCGAAGGAGGAGGAGAUGGUGCCGAUCUACGACGACGAGACCGUGCCGAUGCCGUUGCGGAUACUCUCCUGCGUCAACAUCGAGGUUUACGAGCAGGAUGGCCUGCCUAACAUGAUAUGUCAUCCCUGCAAAUAUCAGUUGGAGAAAUCUUAUCAGUUCAGAAAAAAAUGCCAGGCCGCGGACGCCAAGCUCAGAAAGCAUAUGAAGUUGAUACAGCAGUUGACCGGGCAAGACGAAGAAGGCGAGAACCAGGAUAGCAAUAGGGACGAGUCCAAAGAGUCCACAGGAAAAUCCAAGCAGGUUAAGCAGCUGUUAGCCGAUCUAGUUGCGACUAAAGGCGACAGUGGCCAGACCGACGGAGAUCCCAUCGAGGUGACGGAGGAGGAACUCGUCGGCGGCUACAUCCUGGGAAUGAAUUCCGAAAAUCCGGAGAUGGAGGAAAAUGUCUCGGAAGAUCCGGAGAACAUCACAUUAGUACCCGCCGAAGAACGAACGGCGAAGGCGCGCUGCACGAUAAGGACGACGCGCAUCAAGCAGGAGCAGGAGUCCGAUGACGAGGCAGAGGAAGUGCAGAGAGCGAUCGCGAAUGUCGAUCACAAGAAUGUUUACAUGAUGGAGGUCACCAGCAACAAUGCCAAUCAGCCCGACUCAUUGAAGUUACAGCCUUUGGGUGAUACGAUCGGUAAGGAAUUCGAUGGUAAUCCGGAAAUGAAGGUGUUUAAAUGUGACAAGUGUCCAAAAGCGUUCACCCGAAGAAUAAUGCUGAAGAGUCAUCAGUCGGUGCAUUCCACGCAGAGAGGAUUCACAUGUCAGGCGUGCGAAAAGUGGUUCCCAACCAGAUCCGCGUUAGUGAGACACGAACGCACACAUACUGGCGAGAAACCGUUUGGUUGCAACAUCUGCCACCGUGCUUUUGCGCAAAAGGAGAUUUUAUUCCGACACUUAAUGACACAUUCUGGCCAAAAACCGUUCCAAUGCCAGCACUGCGAGAAGAGCUUCACGCAGCGAGAGGCACUUAAGGUGCACAUGCGCCGGCACCAGAAAUUAAAUCCGAAUGAUAUUCAGCUACAUCAUUGUCAGCUUUGUCCAAAAGCAUUCUGUCACGCGUCAGGUCUCAGCAGGCACUUGGUUACGCAUACUGGUAGAACGUACAAGUGCGUCGAGUGCGAGAAGACCUUUACGGAUAAGAGCUCGCUGCUGAGACACAGUCGUAUCCAUGCGCCCAAGAAAAUCAUAGCAAAUUGAGCAAAUGUCUUGCUCAGUUUGUUGUGAUUUUCCUGAGUUUAGUGGAUAUGAACAGUUUCUUUGAACCGGCAUCUAUGUCGAAAUUAAACCUGCAGUGAAUACUGUCAAUAUUAAGACCUGGACUCUCGCCGCGACCAUGUUAGAUCGUGACGUUAGAGGCGAGAAAUGACACGCUGAGAAUUCUUGCGUGCCAUUUCCAAAUAAAAAGAUAUUUGCAUAAAAUAAUACUUCAGAUUAUUUCAGCUUUAAACAUACUCCGAGGUUUACCCCUUUCCCGUAUCAGUUAAUAAACAGUCGUAAAAUAAAUGUAAUAAUGAAUGUACGAAGUCGUAAGUCAUGUAGGCUUAAGCGCAAGCGCAUGAUUAGGCUUUGUAUUAUAUUUAUUUUAUGGCUUUUUAUUAACUGUCAAGGGAAAGAAAUCUCGAAGUAUUUUUGAAGUUUGCUGAAAUGAUCUGAAGUAUUAUUUUAUGCAAAUAUCUUUUUAUUUGGAAACGCAAGAAUUCUCAGCGUGUCAUUUCUCGCCUCUGACGUCACGAUCUAACAUGGCCGCGGCGAGUACCUCUUAACGAAAAAAAUCUACAGAUUUUCGAAGAGUUUAUAUGGUUAUUUUAUUGAGAUGGGCUUAGUUGUAUAAUCAUUAUACAGGGCGUUUCCUAAGUAAGUACAAAAAAUUGAAGGGGAUAUUUUAGGCUUAUUUUAGGAAGAGAAACUCUUAUAAAUGUAUGUCCUAAACUGUUUUGUUUCCAAAAUACAGGGUGUUAAAUUUGUGAAAAAAAUGUGAAAAUUUCGAAAAUCUGGAAAACGUUUAAAGGAAUUUUAUUCAAAUAUAGUAUGCAUGAUAUUAAUAACCAUUUUCCAGUACCGAUAAAAAACUAAAUAAUUUUUAGAUCUAUCAGGGGCAUGCAUAUGGGUAAUUUUAUAUUCUUGAGUGACUUUUUACGUACAAUUCUUAUGCCCUAGCAGACCACGCGCCGUUACUUUUGGACAUAAUGCAGUCUCAAUCAAAGCCAGAUAUAUAUAUACACACACACACACAACACACACACACAUACACAUAUAUACUAUAUAUAUAUACAGAGAUAUAUAUAUACAUAUAUAUAGAUUAACUUGGAUAUUUACAAUUUUACCGAAUUUGGAAAAAUGAUUAUUCAAUUGUGUUAUACUGUUUAAGCUUUGUGGAAUCUUUUUCAGUUCCAGAGAGCAAUUGGCCGGGUUAUGCACUACUCUCUGUUUCGGUCCCAGACGAUUAAAAUCAAACGCUUGUUUGCGUUUCAGCGGAUUGCUCUGGGUGUGGGUUAUUUCCGACGAAUUUGUGUGGGGAAUAACCGGCACACUAAUCAGUUCUCUUUGCCCCCUGCCGUAAAUCUCAGGCACAGGUUGCGGAUGUCUACCCCAUGGCAUUCGCGUGGCUCCAUGCUAGGUGCGUCCGGAUUAUAUUCCAUAUUAGAAUGGUAGUUUCUUAAAUUAGGUGGUGGUAAACUGGCAAGAGGGAGAUGUGGCGGUGGUGGAUUACCAUUAGGACCCUGCGGUGGUUCUGGUACCGUGGCCACUGGAACUGUUCCUGGAGCUUGAGCACUAUGCGGUCAGAAACUCAAAACACGACUAAGUGCCACAUCUUCCAGUACAACUGGGUCUGUGCCGUGAUCAUAGGGACAAAGAUCUCCCCUCAUGCAGUAUCCCUUUUCGUCAAAGUCUUUGCAACGUCUCUUUGCUUGUUGUUGAAAAGAACCUGUCUGAUUAUUUGGAAUACUACUCGCGACAGCGACAACACUUUGUAUCAAUUGACAGCCUCAUGUCUACAUCUCCGUGAUUACUAUCUUAAGUUGGUGUACCACCACCAGGAUUUCUCUCGAUUCGAUCCAUUUUAUCUACCUCUAUUCUUUCGAAGCGAUCGAUCUUCUUCCGUUCUAUUGAUCUUGAACGCGAUAUAUAUAUACAUCCCGUAAUUUUCGCAUAUCUGUUUAUUCCGAAUUUCUUGGGUAUAUUUAAUAUAAUUAAAUUGAUAUCAAUUUACUUGUGUGAUUGUAUCGUUUUGGCUUUGGUCGAGACUGCGUUAUGUCCGAAAGUAACGGCGCAUGGUUUGCUAGAACAUGAGAAUUGUACGUAAAAAGCUAGUCCUGACUGAUUACGGCGUUUUCUCCCUUUUUUUUGUACUUACUUAAAAAACACUCUGUAUGUAAUUAGUAUAUUUAACGUUAAGAAACAUUAAGCAUACGUUUAUUUUAGUCACCCUUGUAUAAAUAUGAGCGAAUCUUAUAAUUGGGGAAGUUAACCCAAAUCAUGUAUUCGAAUGAAAUGUAUAUACGAAACGAAAUUUGAAAUACAAAAUUGUAAGUAAAGAAUACAUUAAAAAUUUAGACUGAUAUAAAGUUUUGAAAAUAUAAGUUGCAUUUAAAUGUAAUAAAACAGAUACUACGUAAUGCAACAUGCAAAAUGAAAACAUGUAUGAGCAAAUAUUCAAUAUCUCGUUCACUUGAUUGCAACUUAUACAAGAAUGAUUAAAAUAAAUCCAAUAAUUAAUUUUAAGUCCCGAACCUUUUUUUUUUAUUCAAUUGAUAAGGUUUUUUUCUUUGCGUGAUUGAAUUAUAGCAUAUAAUUUUUUUUUUAAUACUAAGUGCAAUUUGAAUCAGGCAUGUGCAACGUAUUAAAAAUUUAAAUUACGUCACAUAGCUAAAUAUAGCAUAACAGCAACAACAUUGAAUGCAUUAGUAUAAUUUUAGCUUUCCCUUUAAGGUAAUGAUCAUAUUCUUAUAUAUAAUUUUUAUAUUCGGAAGAUCACAUAUGAUUAUGUAUCACGUACCCCUUUGCGAUGUAGAAUUUAUAACUAUUCAUAAUUGAUGUAUAUAGUUCUAAAUAUAAAGCUAUAUAUUAAUGGAAUUAUGUCAUUCAUGUGUGCACAUAAA
Molecule: messenger RNA, 4537 nt
Organism: Temnothorax curvispinosus
Lineage: Eukaryota; Metazoa; Arthropoda; Insecta; Hymenoptera; Formicidae
Product: zinc finger protein 543-like
Exons: 5
Coding region: 309-1634 (441 amino acids)
Biological process (GO): regulation of transcription by RNA polymerase II
Cellular component (GO): nucleus
Molecular function (GO): zinc ion binding; DNA-binding transcription factor activity; RNA polymerase II cis-regulatory region sequence-specific DNA binding
Source: RefSeq, a predicted model, not a curated record